This is a messenger RNA of Anneissia japonica, 369 nucleotides long. Its product is annotated as DNA nucleotidylexotransferase-like. NCBI's taxonomy places the organism in Eukaryota, Metazoa, Echinodermata, Crinoidea, Comatulida, Comatulidae. The record is from RefSeq and is a predicted model, not a curated record. The annotation marks the transcript as partial. The transcript has 3 exons.
AAUGUGAGACUUGAUCACAUGAAAAGGUUAGCGCGAAGAAAGGGUUUCGAGGUGACGGAUAAAAUAAGUGAAAAGGUCACACACAUUGUGUCAGAGCUUUCGACAAGAGAUGAAGUGGUUGAAAAUUUAACGAAAAAUUACAGCAAUUUGUUGCCUUCGUGUGAAAUAUUGUCGGUACAAUGGUUUGUAAGCUGUAUGGAGGCUAAUGAUGCUAUUCUUGUUACGGACGAAUACAGGCUGCCGUCAGAAAGAAAGAUUGACAAGACUAAAUCACUUGAUGACAGAAAAACUAAGAAAAAUUAUUACCAAAAUGCAAAAUAUGCAUGUCAGAGGUCAACUCCUGUCAGUGACUCAAAUCGAAAGUUAACA